Messenger RNA from Penicillium pulvis, 192 nucleotides. RefSeq names its product beta-glucosidase. The record is from RefSeq and is a predicted model, not a curated record. The transcript has a single exon. Lineage: Eukaryota; Fungi; Ascomycota; Eurotiomycetes; Eurotiales; Aspergillaceae. Bases 1 to 192 code for a protein of 63 amino acids.
AUGGCUGAAAAAGUCCCUCCCAACCGAAAAGAGACUCCAGUCGUUCCUUACGUGCAGUUCCCCGAAGAACGCCAGGAACCACCUAGGCUUCUGGAAGGAUUCCAAAAGGUUGCCAUCGACUCGAAACGCAAGUCAAAGGCCGAAUUUACUUUGGGCGUUGACGAAUUGACCAUCUGGAGCACUGCCUCCUAG